Messenger RNA from Cinara cedri, 2348 nucleotides. Lineage: Eukaryota; Metazoa; Arthropoda; Insecta; Hemiptera; Aphididae. The record is from the annotation of a GenBank genome assembly.
CAUAAAGUUAUAUUGUUUUAGUGUUUUUUUGAUUUUUAAUAGAAAACAGGAAAACCAUUAGAAUUAUUAGUCGAAAUUAGUGAAAUCACAAGUUACAAAUACAACAAAAAUAAUCAUGACGAGGUAUACAUAAUUGUCAUUAUAAUAUUUUAAUUAAUUAUAUAAUAAUGUAACGACUUAAACAUUUUUAAGUAUUUUAUUUAAUUUGUUUGUAAUUUAAAUGAUUGUUUAUAGUAGUGUGCUUGGUUUUCUUUAAUAUAUUACUACUAUUCAAUGAUAAACAAUAAAAAAUACCACUGCAAUUAAAAACAAAAUUCUUUUGUUACAGUGGAAAAUACAAUUUUUUACGGUAUGUCUAUAUACCCGACUUAGGUCGGUUAUCGAUAUCAUACCUGACCACCGUUAUCAAUACAAUAGUUACCGCAUGCAUGAUCGGGUAACCACUAAAAAUCCGGCCGUCCAUGAAAAAAAAAAGUAGAAUUAUCCCGAGCCGGUCGCUUGGAUUGUUUUAAUUGAAAAUUUGUUAUGCAAAACCAUUUCGGGUAGUUAAUAUUGAAAAAUAAAUUGUAUCUUUAUUGUUUACCUAACCAUGAUUGCGGUAACUACUUUAUCGAUAACGAUGAUCGGGUAUGAUAUUAAUAAUCAAACAAAGUCGAGUAUAUAGACAACCAUUUUUUAUAAUAAUAAAUUAAUAAUAUUUAAAAAUAUUGUUCCUAACCAGACAAUGUGAAAUUUAUAUUAAAUGAUAUUACUCCAUAGAUAUCAUUUAUUAGUUUCCAUAUUAAAAAAUUAAAGUUAUGGAUAUUUUUUAAUUAACCUGAACAAAAUUGUAGACUUAAGAGACAAAUUAUUGUCAUUAUGAUAGAAAAUCUAGAACAUGAUUAAAUAUUUUUCAAGUUUUUCUGAAAAAAAAAACCAAGCAGGUACUUGCAUAUAAUAAAAUAUUAACCAAUUAUUUAAUUAUUUACAAUAGACAACAAAAACUAGUUAAUUUUAUAAUUAAUAUAAUUAAACACUAAGUAACUCAGCGACUUUUCAGAGCCAAGUUAGAAUUGGGCGAAAUUACUCACCAUAAUAUAAAACAGCUUAAACGACUAAAUACUGUGGUUUUUCCUGUGUCAUAUAACGAAAAGUUUUAUAAAGAUGUUCUGGAAGCCGGAGAACUAGCUAAAUUAGGUAGGUGUUUUACUAUUACUUUUUACUUUAUAGUUUCAUUACUAUGAAAUAAAUCUAGUUCAAUACUCCCUUAUAUAUAUUUUUUUGAUAAUUUUAUAUUUUUAGCAUAUUAUAAUGAUAUUGUGGUUGGAGCUGUAUGUUGCCGAAUAGACCAAGAAGUUGGUCGUCGACUGUAUAUAAUGACUCUGGGAUGUUUAUCACAGUACAGAAGGCUUGGCAUAGGAAGUAUGAUGGUUCAACAUGUAUUAAAUUAUGUUGAAAAUGAUGGUACAUUUGAUGCUGUCUAUUUGUAAGUAUUUUUAUUUUCUAUAGUUAAUUUCAGUGUUUUAUUAAGUACAUGUUUUAAUUUAGACAUGUUCAAUUGAAUAAUGAUAGUGCCAUUAAGUUCUACAAAAAAUUUGGCUUUGAAAUAGUUGAAACUAAAGAGCAUUAUUACAAAAGAAUAGAACCUGCAGAUGCUUAUGUAUUGGAAAAGCGGCUAAGGCCUAAAAUAUUGAACGGAAAAAAUGAAAAUCUGUCAAAUAACAAUAAAAAAGAUUAAAAUACUAAAUAGCUUUUUCAUUUGUUUAUUGUAUUUAUAAUUUUAUUAUAAUAAUAAUAGAAUACAUACUGUAAAUUUACAGUAUAUAAUAAACACAUAAAAAAUGUUUUUUGUUGGUGAUAAUUUAGUUAAGUAUUUUUAUAUUAAUCUUGAAAAUACUUUUUCAUAAUUCCUUAUUACUGUUGUAUAGAACAUAUAACUAAAAUAGUACACACAAAAAAAACCUACUAACACUUAAAAAUGUAUUUAAGUACAUUAAUACAAAUUGAUAGAAUUAAUUUAAUAAUUUUUGGAACACAUGUAAUUUAGGAAAACUUCUCAAUUUUAAUUAAAAAAUAAUAUUAAGACUCAGAUUUUUCAAUUUCUUUAAACAGUUCAGCAAUACGCUCUGCACACAGUACUGAUCCUUCGUGGGCUUCUUUACAUGUCUAUAAAUAAAUAUAAACAUAUCAGUUAAAUCAUAAUGUGAAAUAAGUAUUAAAUUCCAACUCACAAUAGCCAAGUUUAAAAAACCAUGAGGUAAUCCUUUUAAAAUGUCCAUAUUCACUUUUUUUCCAAGUCCUUUUAAUCGUUUUGCAAACAUUACACAAUCAUCUAAACAUGGGUCCAUAUGCACUGUCUGUAAAUUGUA